Malassezia pachydermatis is the source of this 1095-nucleotide messenger RNA. RefSeq names its product l domain-like protein. The record is from RefSeq and is a predicted model, not a curated record. Gene Ontology annotation, molecular function: protein binding. Bases 1 to 1095 code for a protein of 364 amino acids. NCBI's taxonomy places the organism in Eukaryota, Fungi, Basidiomycota, Malasseziomycetes, Malasseziales, Malasseziaceae. The transcript is spliced from 5 exons.
AUGGCGAACGAAAGUGCUCCGACAAAGAAGGUACAAGUCGUGGGGGCACCUCCGCCAGUAAAGGGCCCCGCACCGGAGCCUGAAACCGACUCCGAACAUGAGCACGAGCACGAGCACGAAGCGGAGGAGCAAGAACAUGAAGAUGUCGCUGAUGAAGAUGAGGGCAUUGACGAGUUGAUGACGGCCUUUGAGGACGACGAAACCGAUAUUGAUUUGACGCACUUGCGUCUGCACUCGACAAAGCGUUUGAAUCUCCCUCGAUUUGGGAAGACGCUGCAAAGACUAGGUCUCCGUCAAAACGAAAUCCGCACGAUGCGGGGAAAGGACCUUGGCGCCUGUCCGCAUCUGAAAGAGUUAGACCUGUAUGACAACGCCAUUGAGCACAUUAAUGGCUUGGAAAACAAUACAGAGCUUGAGGUUUUAGAUCUAUCGUUCAACAAUAUUCGUCACAUCUCUCGAAUCUCACAUCUUGGCCACUGCCAUACCCUGUAUUUCGUACAGAACAAAAUCGCUCGCAUUCGCCCCACAGACUUUCAAAGUCCCCUUUCUCUCAGCCUUCGAAGCCUGGAGUUGGGCGGAAACCGACUUCGGUCCUUGGAAAACCUGUCUCAACUGAGCAAUUUGGAAGAGCUGUGGGUCGGUAAGAACAAAAUCACGUCGUUGGAGGGAAUUCAAUCACUAAAGAAGCUCCGUAUCCUUUCUAUUCAAUCCAAUCGAUUGACCAAGCUAGAGGGCCUAGAAACGCUGGAGGCCUUGGAAGAAUUGUACCUUUCACACAAUGGUAUUCAAAAACUGGAAGGAUUAGAGCACAACACGAAUCUCACUACAUUGGACUUUGGUGCGAAUCAAGUGCAAGUGAUUGAAAACAUCAAGCAUCUGACGAAGCUGACACAGUUCUGGGCCAACGAUAACCAAAUCACGGAUAUCAAUCAGUUGGAGGAGUAUCUUGGGCCUUCGUUCAUGCCGGAACUGGAGACAGUCUAUUUGGAAGGCAAUCCAGCCCAAAAAUCGGAAGGUGCUAGCUACCGGCGCAAGGUACAGUUGCUGCUGCCUCAGAUCAAGCAGCUAGAUGCGACCUUGGUUCGGCGAUCGUAG